Ceratina calcarata is the source of this 2843-nucleotide messenger RNA. RefSeq names its product putative serine/threonine-protein kinase kinX. NCBI's taxonomy places the organism in Eukaryota, Metazoa, Arthropoda, Insecta, Hymenoptera, Apidae. The annotation marks the transcript as partial. The transcript is spliced from 3 exons. The record is from RefSeq and is a predicted model, not a curated record. Gene Ontology annotation, molecular function: protein binding.
GAAUAACGGAACUGUCGAUGGACAAGCAGGAAUCCGACGACGACGACGACGACGACGAUGAAGAGGAACACUGGAAGGACGCAUCGCCUAUCACCCCCACGUGCAGUCCAACGAAACACCCUCCUAAACCACCGCCGGAGGCGAAGAGGUCAAAGGUCGAGAUCGACAUCCGCGACUUCCAGCCUACGAGCCCAUUAGAAGAAAAAGACGUGAUAAUCAUCGACAGUGACGUCACGCCUCCGAGUAAAAAACUUGCAAUGAAGUACAACCGAGAGAUCAGCGGCGUGGAGAAAGUGGCGCCAAAAGUGAAAUUAAAAGAAGAGACGGAAGAAGUAUUGAAAAAAGUAGUCGAGGCACCCGUCGAGAAACGAAGAGAGGACGCUGGGAAGAGGAUUUUGAGACGAAUGGACUCUGAAGAAAGGAUGAGCAAGGACGAAAUGGCUGAAAAAGGUGCUAGGAAGAAGAUCUUUAAAAAGAAGGACCAGGAUCGAAGGUCUUCGAGGAGAAAAGACGAAGAAGUAGAAACAGACGAUAGGAAAAGCAUUCGUGAAGAGGAAUUCCUGACUAAGCAGAGUCCCCUCGGUUAUUCUUCGCUCGCCCCAAGCAUCGAACCGGAAGCGAUUGCGCAGCCAUCUGAAACUGUCAAACAACAACGAAUCGCUCGUCCAUCCAGUCUCGUAGAGCCUCAAAAGGCGACUAGUCAAUCAGAAGAAUUUCUACGACCUAAGAAAAAGGACAGAAGUUCAGACGAGAUGAAGGAGCAGAAAAAAGUUGAAUCGUUAAGAACGCCUCUUUCCGAAUCGGAGAAACGAGUGCCAAUGACCGUAACGCCGGAUAAGCCGAGCAUCGCCGAGGUCAAAUCGGUCACCAGUCCGGAAGUUGAAGCACCGUCUACGAAACGUCGAAGUUCAAUGAGGAAGAAACCUGGGGUUUUCUCUAGAGAAUCGUCUAGGGAAUCUUUACUAGACGACACUAAAAAAGAAGUCAGGAUACAAGAAAAUGUUGAAGAGAUCUUCUUCGAAGACACCAGCGAACAGAUCACUGGAAUAAUUCCAGAAAUUCAAUUGGUCAAGGCCAGAAUCAUCACCGCGGAAGAGGCGGCGGCUCACAGAAUAGAAGAGCCGGUGAGGGUCGAAGUUCACUCGCCACCGGAAGUCAUUUCACUGUCCGACUCGAUUCGAGUAAAAAGCGGAAGGGUGCCUUCGCCCGAAACCGUCAGCAUGUCUCAUUUACAGUUGGUCAGUCUAGGAAAAUCUACGUCUGAAAACACUCUGAUCGAUACUGAAGAGAAGACGAAGGACGAGAGUAAAAUUUCACAGAGGAACAUCAAAGCUGAGAUUUUGUUGGACCUGUCGAAGGUCACGGACGACGACGACGAUGAAGAAGUUGCGGAUGAACAGAGGCAGGAGAAGAAAUUAACCAGAACGGGUAGCGAUGGGUCGAAGAGGUUCAAAGGUCACAAGUUGAAGGAGAGAGAUGGAUUCAUGAUCGGCAGCUUGGCGAAACCAGAUCAACCGGAACUCACGGUUCUAUUGGAGAGCGCGGCUGUUGAGAGGAGGAGGAAGGAAGUCGACGAGGACCGGGACAGUCUUCUCGAUUAUGGCAUUGAAAAAAUUAUCCGGAGGCCAAGGGAGCCGGACGCGGACAGUGCCAGGCUAGAAGCGGACCAGGAAGCUCCGCUUCCUCCGAGGAGGCCAGAGACUUUUUACUACGGCGAGGAAAGACUCGGCGAGGAGACCCAGCCUGAGCGGAAGUCCAAGGAUUAUGAAAGGACGCCCUGGCAGCGUCCGACGCUGCUGGACGAAUCGGUCCUCUUCAAACCCGAAGAGGACAGCAGCUUGAUCAGCAAGGAACACUCCCUCGAAUACCAAAGUCAAACGCUCGAGAGUCAGCUACUCUCAGCUUCCUUAGAAAGUCUUCUAAAAUCAGCGCCGGACAGUUGGAGCCAGCAGUACGACAGACCCGAACCGGAGCGUAGCUUCAAGGAGACCCAGUAUUCACCGAAGGAGAAACUCGACGCUGAGACACAGACCGAGCAGGAGACCAAGAGCACUCAGUGCAGCCCUGAACAGAGCGUCAGUCCGUCCGAGAUCUCCAAAGAGAGUCCCAUACAUCUAGCCAGGAAAUAUUACCAGAGUCCAAGGCGGGAGGUGCAGACUCAGACUCAGGGCGAGAGUAAAAGCGUCCAGUGUUGCUUAGACGAAUUAGGGAGUUUAUCGAGGACUCCAGAUUUUGAAGAGUCGUUCGACAGCCCUUCGAGAUCUGAAAAGGAGUCGAAGAGCGUUCAGUGUGUUCCGACUGAUAUUUCCUUCGUCGCGAAACCGGCGGACGGUUCAGAUAAGUGCGUACGGAGUCCUCGGAGGGAGGUCGAAGUUCAGACUUAUCAGGAGUCGAAGGCCGUCCAGUGCAGCGACGAUGAGCUGCUAGAGGAGGCUGGACAGCGUCCUGAGAGAUCGAAGGAGGCCGAGAAUCCCGCGUCACCUUGCAAGCUACCGACGUUGGUGUUCGUCGAGGAACGGGUCGACAUGACGGUCACGCAGCGAGAUCCCGAGGGUAACGUGAGCUGGUCGAAGCACUGGGGACCGGAGAGGCUCGUGGAGAUCUACAGGGAACCGAAGACCAGUCUUGGGCUGAGCAUCGUCGGCGGAAAGGUCGAUCUGCACAAUGGCAGCUCUAGUAAGUCACAGAACAUAUCCGGGAUAUUCAUAAAGAACGUGUUGCCGAACAGUCCAGCCGGGAGGACUGGAGAAUUGAAGGUACGCAAUAUGAAUUUCAUUGAAACAUCCAAGCAUCGUUCAAGGUCGCUCUGUCUGUAUAUUAACACUAGAAAGACUGAAACUUAG